Messenger RNA from Cydia pomonella (codling moth), 12592 nucleotides. RefSeq lists its product as uncharacterized. Bases 840 to 7076 code for a protein of 2078 amino acids. The transcript has 3 exons. NCBI's taxonomy places the organism in Eukaryota, Metazoa, Arthropoda, Insecta, Lepidoptera, Tortricidae. The record is from RefSeq and is a predicted model, not a curated record.
CCUCGCGCCUACAUUUAUUAAACUCCCGCCUUUACUAGGCAACUGACAAAGUGGGUGUGCCAGAGUAUACCAGGUCGUAGAGUCACUUUAUUAUUUAUUCUGUGACUCUAUGACCUGGAACUAAAAACCGAUAUCUCUAUUGUUACUGUUGUUAUGAAAUAAAUUUAUUAGGAAGGAUUUUUGUGUAUUCAUAACUCUCUAAAUUAAAUCUGUCAACAUACUUUUGCAAGUCAGUUUUGUCAGUAAAAAGGCGGCAAAUUUGAAAAAUGUACGCGCGAAAGGUCAAUGUCAUAAACAAAUUUUGAAACGCACCUUUUACUCGCAUUUGUCCGGUUUUAGCAAACCGUGUGGAAUACGCAAAUAGGCUCAAAGCUUAUUUAUGCCGUCAUUCAAGGUCAUAUUUCUGCUCCUCAAACGUUCUGUCCAAAAUUUGUAUAAAAGUUUCUCGGAAAGCUCUAUUAAUACUGGUUCUUCCUAGCUUUUAACAGGUCCGCACGUGUUUGUGAUGUCAUCCGUGAUAUACCACGAUAUACUACGUGCUACGUGCCCCUUUGUUCCUUCUCCUUCAAUCAUUUGAGUUGAGCAGACAGACGGAUUCAGUUCAGUCUGCGUCCAGGCACGCGGGCGCACGCCUGCGUCCUCGGGAUUAAGUAAAAUUAAAAAGUUUCGCAAAAGUCGUAAACACGCAAAAAAAACUGCAAUCAAGAGUGAAUGUGAUUUGGAGGAACGCCAAAGCGAAUAUAAUAAAGUGUACUUGGGAAAAUUAUCCUGCUGCUGGAAACCGGCGAGGUUUUUGGGGCUGAAACACAUUCUACUUAUUUAAAAAGGAAAGCAUCACCAUGGUCACGGCGGAGGACGACGACGACAGUGACAAUGAUCUUAUCAUAGACGAGGGUCCAACUGCCAACCAAGGUUCCACAAACCAGCCACAGAAUACUGACACCACAGGCACCGGAAAUGAACUGCCAAGUACCGAAGUCGACUUCUUACCCCUUAUGAGGAACGUGGAGAUCUUAAAAAACAUUCCAUAUAUUCCAGAUGUAUCUAAAAAGCAAAUUGAAUCAAAACAAACAACCGCUAAAAUUGCUUGCAGAGACUUCUCUAGAAAGCCCUUUGGUACAAAUGAGAUGUUACAUUCUGCUUUGUACCAUCAUCUGACUACAGACAAUACAAUGCCUCCUAAUCAACAACAUAUGGGUACCUCAAAUGAUUUAAGAGCUGCAGGCAAUCAGAAUCUCAAACAUUUAUUAGACGCACCAAGCAGACCACCGACUAAUCCUUAUGCACCUUUACCAAGAGUGUAUACCCAAACAGAAACUUUUAUGACACCGCAAGCCCAAAAUGUUCCUAGAACUCAAUCUAAUAUGAAUAUGUAUGUCCAAAGUGAUCUUAGAAACCAACCAAACACCAAUGUGUAUGCCCGAGAUGGCCGUCAAAUGAAUGGAAACCAGAUACCAAAAGCACAAACCACACCGAACCUAGCAAAUGAGAUGAGUGUGAUCGUCCCGCAUCCAGGAAAUUUUACAGGAGGAACCAUCACCUAUGAACAAACAACUAACCAGAGACCAGCCAACAACUUGCCAAUAACAGUCAACGGUUAUCCAGUCCAGAAUGGUUCAGCUCCAGCGAACCAAGAAGCUCAAAUAAGUGUGUACAAACACACUGAAACGCGAACGGAGUAUUAUGGACAAACAACGAUGAAUUAUCAAGUUAGGCCUUACAGAACUUGUGAGCUGGCAUGUCCUUUAAACCUUGUGCCGGGCACGGGUGCCCCAAUGAGCAUGCCGCCUUUAAAUCCUGAACAUCAAGCAAUGACUACGUUUAAUCAUCAUGCCACUAACCGAGGAACAUUGGCUUUGAAUCCUGGACAUCAAUCAAUGAAUCCUUCAUCAAGCCCUCGACAUCAAUCAAUGAAUUCUACUUUCAAGCCUCAUGUCACUAGCCAAGGAGUACCAGGUUUGAAUCCUGAAGAUGUAUUCAUGCUAAUGGAAUCCUCAUUAAAUCCUCAACAUCAAUCAAUGAAUUCUACUUCCAAUCCUCAUGUAGCUAACGGAAGAGCACUGGCAGCUCAUAAUAUGAAUGCAAUCAAUCCUGGACACGAAUCAAUGAUUCCUUCAUCAAGCCCUUACCAUCAAUCAAUGAAUUCUACUUUCAAUCCUCAUGACACUAGCCAGGGACUACCAAUUUUGAAUCCUGGACAUGAAUUAUGGAAUUCUUCGUUAAGCCCUCAGCAUACAUCAAUGAAUCCUACUUUCAAUCCUCAAGCCACUAGCAGAGGAGCUCUAGCUAACCCUCAACAUCAAUCAAUGAAUUCUUUAAAUUCUCAACCACAUCUGUAUUCAAUCCAUCAACAUGGAAUGAAUCUUUCUAUGACUUCUCACCAACAGUCAAUGACUUCCCAAACUUUAAUGAAUCUUCAACCCACUACAGGCAGGGCAGGAGACCCAAUCAACGUGUCUCCUAUAAGACACUCCUCUCCUCUUCAACAUCAAAAUAUAAAUCCUUCUUUGAGUCCUCAGUCUCAUAGUUCCAGGCCAUCUCCACCUCCAUGCUACUCCUGUACUAUGGGUAAGCCAUGUGGCAUAAACCCAGCGUCAUCGUACCUUAACGGUCAACCAGCACUUCCGAUGCCAAAUUCUCAAGCAGGUGCUUGGAAUGGCUACAGGCAGAACUAUAUCAGAACCGGUUCUAUGCCACAAAAUCCUGGGUAUAAUAAUGAGCAGAUUGAAAAAGCGGCCUAUUUGGCUGCAUUGAGAUCACAGGAAUAUAUUUUACAGAAUGCAACUAGGGAUAUACUGGGCCCACCUGUCCCUGUGAACAAAAAGCCUAGAGCCCCUCGGAAACAAAGAGCUAAUCCUGAAACAAAAAAAAACAACGUUAACGCUACUUUAGCUGCAAGCCUGGUCCGUAAUGAACCAAUAAACAAUGAUGCCUCUACCUCAACCUUACCCUUCUGCACCCCUACUCAAUUAUACCCUUUACCGAACUGGGCGGCUUUCGGAACAAAAGACAGUGUUCCCAAAAAAACAAUCUCAAAGACUACAAAGAUAAAAAUAUCAAAUGCUAAAAAAACUCAAGACAGACGUGUUCCAUUAGAAAAGACACCCUCACUAACACUAAGUAAUAUUGAACCACAUUCCACACGUGAUGUGAUACCAUAUAUUGACUUAACAACGGAUUUGAGCCAGAAACCAAAUACGAACAUGACUCCGAAUAUAAUUCCAGCUCCGUUAAGCAAAGAGAUUCAUAAACAAACAGUUAAUAGGCGAAUUGACACGUCACAAAAAAAUGUAACAGCGAUAGCUCAUAAUAUGAAUGGAAUCAACCUAAUGCAAGAUUCUUCUAACGUAGAAGGCCAAUUAAAACCUAUGACCAUGAAUAAUAAAAGCAAUGGAACACCAACUCAUUUGAUUGAAGCCUCUACUCAACAAGAGACAUCCAGCAAGGAUAUUAAUCAAUCGCAAAUAAAUACAGAGCAACCAUGGAUAGAUAUAAAAAGCGAUGGGGCUACGAUUCCACUGAUCAUGGAUCAGCAAUACUUGAGCAUGGAAAAUGUUGAGUCGACGAUACAACCUAGCGUAAUACAAACAACAACGAAAAAUGUGCGGAGUGAAACCUUUUUACAAAAAGCAAGUGACAGCAUAGACAUUGAGACUGCGAUGGCUUUGUUACAUGCGGAUAGUGACGAAGUGCCUGCUAAUGUUACACAAAAUUCUAAAGCACGUGCUAUAUUAACUAAUGCUUAUGAACUUGUGUCUACUUCUGUCACAACCGAAACCACAUCACAUAAUAUAGAGAGCAAUGAUAUUAUAAUGAGAAUGAACACAUCUAAUUCUGAAGUACAUACUAACCAAGAAGUCAAUAUCAAGCAAACAAUAGAAAACACGGUAACAGUAUCAAUUGUGAAUAAAAUUAUCACUAAUCCAAACAUUUCUUUGCCCAAAACAGAAACCCUAUUAGACAUUUUAAACAAGGUGCAACAAAACAGCAUUAAGGAAGCUCAUAUAAAAGAACAUAUGGAAGAAACAAAUACAGAAGAUGAAAACAAAAUUAAAAGAACAGAUACAGCUGUAGAUCAUGGCUCCUCAAAAGAAAUGGACGAGGAUGAUCACAAACCGAAGGAUAUACCUGAUGGUAAAUAUGAUGACAGAUUUAAAAUUGCAAGACAAAAUUUAGCACGGUGGUCUGCGACAGAGCAUGAUAACGAAAGUAAACGUGCAGAUCAUAGUGCUAAACCAGACACUUUCAAUGUAUACCAUAUCGAAGUAAUAACUGGCCCUCAUGGACAAUAUAUAGCACAGGUUAAAAUGUCAUCACCUGAUGGUUCUUCCGUUCAACAGGAAGAAUUUAAUAUCAAUUGUUCUAUUGGCGAAACGACACAAAUUGAAAGUGCUGAUAGUAGCGAAUACAAUAUAUUCCCUAAACUAGAAACGAAAAUAGAAAUCCACCAAGCUACAAAUGACGCUGCUGAGUCAGAAGAAAUAAAAAAUAUUAAUAAUGAGGAAUCAGAGUCGGCCAUAGACGAGUUGAUAUUUUUCAAAUUUCAGAUAAAUUUCUUUAGACUUGUGCAAGAACGACUAAGCGAAAACAAUCAUGAAGUAUAUGCGCAAAAGCUUCAUAAUGCCAUUCAUGACCUAAUAAUUUUAAGUGACCAUGAGGAUGCAACGGCCGAUUUGAAGUAUGAGUGUCAUGAAUGCCAUAAUGUUACUAUGUAUUCACCCCGCCAACUUUAUUAUAAUGGAAUAAAUUAUCUAAAAAGCCUAAUUAAAAGUGCAUAUAAUUGUCAACUUUGUCUUACAUUCAAAAGAAAAUACAUUGAAGUUUUAAUAAAAUACAUCAAGCUAGAGACAUCAGGCGCUCAUCUAAACACUUCUAGUAAACAAAUCGCUGAGAAUACAAAAAUUGAUGAUCAGAAACCAGAGACAAAAACAUAUUUAAUUAACGAGCGCCAAACUGAUUCUAAGCCUGCACUCCUCAAUGAUGAAAGCGACAGCACUAACAAAAAGAAGGAUCGUAAUGUUAAAACAACAAGAAACACGAAAACAACAACGAAAGAACAACGGUGUGUAAAAAUAGUUGAUGCACCAUUAAGUUCCAAACAGGCUGAAAUAAGUAACCAAAAAAAGCAUAAUAAUAAAAAUAAGCAAGACAGCCAAAACCAAAGCAAUUUUGUGGUGAAAUUGCCACGACACAAGUUAAAAGAAUCAACUGUAGAGGCGCUUAUACAAUGUCAAAAUUCCAAGUCUAAUGAUAACAAAUCAGGCGGAGGUGAGAAUUUGAACAUUGCUUUACAUAAAGGCAGUAACAAGUCAAGCAUUUCUGGAGGAAAACCAACCAAAGAAACUGCAACAACUGUAACUAGUACCGCCACAGUUCAUAGCGGCAGAAAUAUAAGUACUUCUCUAGCCAACGAUAACAACAAAGAAAAACACCAUUCAAAGAUACAAACUAUUAAUGCUGAAGCCGCAUCUAUAACAAGCCUAGAACAACAAAACAUAAAUACGAAUAAUUCGAUUAACAUUCAGGAUAACAAAAACCAAGAACGGUGCGCAGGUAAAAGGAAAAGAAGUAGUGCUGAAGACGCGAUCAAUCUGAACCCUGAUACACAAAAUAGAAAUUCAAAUCCUUCAUCAAAUAAUAAUGACACGAACUUAGAAAGUCACUCUAAAAAGAAGAAAAUCAUUAGUGACGAAACAAACCCAGAACUACAAAAAAUAAAUGCAGCUGUUUUGUCAAAAAACAAAGAUAGUGACAAAAAUUAUAAAAGUCAAUCCAAAAUGCGGAAAAGCCUUAGUGCUGAAACUUCACACACAAUAAUCCCAGGCACAAACACUACAUCCGAUAAAAUCGACGAUCAGAACAAAAACCAAGACCAGCAUUCGAAGAAAAGGAAAAGUAUUUGCACUACAACUGCAACGAUUACAAGCUCUGAUUCACAAAAUUCUACAUCGGAUGACAAUGAUGAUAAAGAUAAGAGCCAUGAGAGACCAUCCAAUAAACGGAAAAGUACUAGUGGUGAUUUCGCAUGCAGUGAACUGCAAAAUAAAAAUACGAAUGUAUCAGAAAACAAUGACAAUGGCCACGAAGGGCACUCAAAGAGAAGAAAAAGUAUCAGUGCUGAAUCUGAAACCAGACCAAAUCUAAAUGACUGCCACGACCACUAUAAGAACAAAGAAAGGGAUCGAGGGAAAAACAACGAGGAGCAUGAAACAAGGCAACCUAAUGCAAGCAAAAAUAUUAGUGAUGAAAUUGCCACCAGUAAAAAUGGUGAGUCGCAGAACAGAAAAACAAUUGGAACGUCUAAUAACAACAGUAGCAAUAGCAACAAAGAACCAUGCGUCUCGGAAAUAAAUCACGCUGCAAAUAAUAAAAAGGACAAUAAUGAAGUAAGGAAAAGCAUUGAUUCUGAAACUACUACUAGCAAAGAUACAGAAUGCCCCAAUGAUCAGGAUAAUUUAUCAAAUAAGAACAAGAAUAACGAUGUAGCUACUACUUGUGAAGCAAGGAAAAGCACAAAUACAGACAUUUUAAGCAAGAAACAUAGUACGACAGGGAGAAAAGCUACAAGCACAGAAACUACAACCAAUAAACAUACUCAAGACGAAAUAUUACCAAUCAUACUAAAAAUCUUUAGAGAUCGUGUAGAGAGUAUAACAAGGAAAAACAAUAAUGGUGAAAAACAGCAUAAUGCUGUUAAUACAGACGAUGAAAAAGCGUGUGACAAAAGUGCACAAAAAUUAAACACCAAAGAAAAAGAUGAGUUGCCCAAAGUGGAAAUUCCUGGUAAAAAGGAAGAGGAGGGAAAGAAUAAAGCUGAAAAUAAGAAAAAAGUUAUAAAGGCUGUAAAAAUAAAUUACAAAUACAUUUGCAAACAUUGUGGAUAUAGAUAUAGAAAUUUUACAGCUUGCGAAGAACAUUUAACUAACGAUCACAAAAUAGUAAAAAUUGUACAGAAGGAAGACUACAUCAAAAUGAUAACAUGUCCAUUUUGUCCUGAGGCCAUGAUAGAAAAAGCGUUGAAUAAGCAUCUACAAGAUCGUCAUCCGGACAAGCGUUCACGACCAAUUAAUAAGUAAGUUGGUCAAAAUUAUUUUCGUUUUCUUGUUUGUCCUCAGAAAAUGUGACAGAGUGGAGCUGUAUGCGGUAAAAUUUAGUUUGAAUUUUCUCAUGAGAAUUAUAAUCUAAAAAGAGAUGCAAUAGCAUAGCACUCAAUUGUUUUAUUUAUUCAUAAAAGACAAAAAUAGAAGCGUGACAGAGUGGUCUGAAACAAGACAAAGAAAAUACUUUUCACCCAUGUACUAAUAAAACAACUUGUAACAGUACUUCUUUCUAGUUCUCAGUUCUUCUUCUUCUAACAUGUACUAAUAAAACAACUUGUAACUAGUAUUUAGUAAAUAUGUACCUACUUACCCUCUUAUUCAUACAACGCCUCAAUCAGUUAAUUUAUUUUAUCUUAAAACACAGAUAAAGGCACGAUUAUUAGCUAUACUUGACGCGGCCAAUGAUGAUCCGUAUCUAAUUCGCUUUUAGAUAUAUUUAAUUUAAAAAAAUAAUUGAUUAAAUAGGUUUUUUUCUAACUUGCAAUGAAAUGUUAAGAUGAGUUACUUCAUAUAAGGUCCGGAAAUACUACGUAUCCGGUGCAAUUAGUAAAGAUGUGUAAUUUCAUACAGCCUUACACGCCUAGGCCUGUAAAGCAACCUUCUUUUGUUUUUAACCGCCAAAAUGUGACACAACGUCUUGACAUUCAACCAUAAAAAAAACUAUUUUUUUUAUUUCAUUGCAAGUUUGAGUAAAGCACUAUACAAAUCUGAACGGGGUUGCCGGCCGCGUAUCCCUUGCAACGCUCGGCCGUAUAUCUACUAGGCCUGCAACCCUUCGUUUCCCGGCCUCUAUAGUAAUGUACUAUAUAAUUUUAAGGCUAAUUUUAAUGUAAUUAUAGGAGGUACACUUAAUGAAGUUAUAAUAAAAAUUCGUUGAGUUUUUAACCGGUUCUUCUCACUAUAGUCUAUUUCAUAAAGAUCUUCAAAUAUUAACAAAAAAAUUACGUGACAAUGUCAUUCGGCCAAUGAAGUACCUAUGCAAUGUACCUAUCAUUGGUCGGACGACCGGGCUCGGAUUCCAUUAAUUUUUGUUUAAGGUCGAUGUGGAGAAGGCCGGCUAUCAGGUAAAACCGUCUACAAGCUCUUUUGUCGCUUCUAAUAAACGAAGUACGCAUAUAAAUACGAGAGUUCUUGCCCUAUCUUCACCACAUUGACCUUAAGUUUUUUUUAUUAUUUUGGAAUAGACUAUGGAAAUAUGUUAAGUAGUGUACUGCGCCAUAGUUAUUAAGGAAUUAAUACAUCUAUCCGGUCGCUGCACGCUUUCUGCUGCGAGGGACAGAGAAAUGUAUAUGUUAUUUCUCUGUCGCUCUUAGCAGCAAGAUAGCAGAAAGUAUUCGGAAACUUGAUAGAUACCCUUGAAUAUAUAAUAAUAAAAAUGUUUAGUUUUAAUGUAAGAAAUAACUUUUUUGGUGAUGAGCUGGCAGCGCGGCGUAUCGUUUUAGUAUCGCAGUACAGCGAUAAGUACGAAGUAAAUGUGUUUUUAAAUUUGUUUUGUUUGUGGUGCAAUAAAGAAUUACUCACUUACAGCGGGGAAAUGCUGCCAGCAUCCUCGGCACCAUGCCAAAAGAGUUAAAUUCUUUAGAUUUAUUUUAGUUUUACAGAUAAGUGCGUUUUAUAUGCCAUUUAAGUUGAUUUAAUAAUGUUAUUUUUUUUAUCAUCAUAAUGUCAUUUUAAAAAUGAAAAAAGUAAAAUGGCUUUAAAUAAUUAAGGAUCAAGUUAUGUUAGACAUACUUAUUAAAAAUGUCAUCGAGUUUUUUGUCACGUUCUUCUCAUUGAAAAUAGUUUAUACCUAUCGCGAUAUUACAUUUUAACUGUUUUAGGUACGUUAGUUAUUUAGUUACUGUUCUUGGGCCGGAAAGCAUCAACUUUCGGCAAGGUGCGCUAAACAAAGUUACCGCUUUCCGACUCCGUCGAACAGAAUAAUUGUAUACACACCUCGGCCAGUAAAUGUGGCUUUCCAUCACAGAAGGGUCCUUAUGCUUCAUGUGCAGUAAGGACCAUUCUAUCAGAAUUUCUGUUCGAAUUUAAGAUACAUGCACUUGAAGCCAUUAAGGACCCUUUUGUGAUGGAAAGCCUCAGAUCAAUUGUGAUCUAAAACAUGUUUUCCUUUACUGCCUAGGUAUGGAAUAUACCUACUAUUACUUGUUCGAUAGAGAAAUUAGUAAUCUAGAGUAGACUUGUAAGGUCAAUGCAGCCAAAUUCGUCUGCGGGAAAUUCCGUACAUGAGCGCUUUUUUCAAACUAUAGUACACGAUUGUUAACUUCAUCCACAAAACAGCAGUUGCUUUUAUUUCAGCAGUGAAAACGGCUUUAUUUCCUAUAGUUGUAAAAAAACGAAAAAUACGCUCGUGCACGGAAUUUUCCGCAGACGGAUUUGGCCGCUUAGGUUAGUUUAGGUUAAGAUAGUCAGACUGGUGAGUUUGUUCCGGCGUUUCUUCUCACCAGUUAUAAUUUUGGAAGCGCUAGUAGCGACAGACAUGUACACAAACACACGCAGUUGCAGGGAACUGUAGGUACAGUCAGCAUUUAUAGUAGCGCAUGAAAUAACACGCCAAAAGAUAUGCCGAUUUUUUUUCUCAAAUAGAGAUAUUUGUACAGUUUGUGUUCAAAAGCAUCUGUAACGGUCUAAAUAUUCAUAUCUAGUCGAACGACCGAACGAAGCGAAGUGAAGUUCUUACAUUCAACUUUAAACACACAACCUGAGGGCCUACCGCGAACCACGUUCAACGUAUUGCCUCUCUGUCGCACUUGUAAAUUCGUACGUAAGCGUGACAGGGAGGCAACACGUCGAACGUGGUUCGCGGUAGGCCCUCUGGCUUGGGACACGACCCGGCAUUUCAAUGUUUUUAAGCUGAACUAUUCGAGGAUAGUUUGAUUAACAAUAACUUAAAUAAAUUUGUUCUAAUUUAAAUGAAAUUAGGUAAAUGUGUAGUUGAGGGCAUAUUAAAUUAUGAGCAUGCUCGAUCAAGGGGUUAUGGAGCUAGAAGAGCCUAGAAGGCAAAAAUAUGAGGCGGCUUGCUGUUCUGGUCCCUUCAUUUGCUAGAAAGUAUGGUUGAGAAUGGUAUUUAAGAAAGUGCUCGGUUUACACAAUUAUAAUAUUGUUUUUUAAUUUAAGAUUUUAAAAUAAUUAGCAUGAUAAAAAGGAAAUAAAAUAUACAUAAUAUAGGUAUUGGACAAGAAAAAUUACGGUUUACCACAGAUACAGUUUAUUUUAAUCUUUUUGGUGACUUCUAUCAGUUAAGGGCUCCAUAGACCUUGCAAUAAAUCGCACGGUUUUCGAUUCUUUACCGCAUGCACCUAGCAUUCAAUUGAUCUAACUUUUUGGCGAACCGCGAGUUGUCACUUCGGGGCGAACUACUAGUUUUAUUAAGUAACAGAAUGUAGAUACUUUAGACGCGUAAUCUGAUCCGCUACUUUUGAUGCUAACUGUACUAUUCAGGGUUUAUUAUGUCUACCUUUUCGUCGGACAGUUUAUGGUGAGAGACAGAGUAAGGUACAUUUUAUUACCGUGUCUCUUUUAGCGAUAAUAUAGCGCUUACAUCUACACGGUGGCACGGUUUUUGUGAGAAAGCCGGUCGGCCAUACAAAAAGUGCCCGACGAAAAUAUGGAUGUAAUAAGCCCUUAUUUAUAUCUCAGAUACUUAAAUGACAGUUCGGAUGAUCAAUCAGAGCUGCUAUAUCCCAUUUUUAUACCCAUUUUUAUUCCCAUUUUUACUUUUCAGAUGAAAAGAAGUGGUAACUUUCCAAAAUUAAAUUAGAGUAACUUUGUACUGAAUCAUAGUGUCGUUUACAUAUUAUUUUACAGCAAUAUUAGAUAUCAUAGGAACCGGAAAAAAGUAAAUUAUCACUACUAUUGAGGUGAGAUAAUUCUAAUCUUAAAAAAACCGAGUAUAGCAUGAGUUGCAUUCUCGCGCGCGACUCCAUACAUCUAGCGCGACUUUAAGUAUGGAGUCGCGCGCGAGAAUGCAAGUCAUGCUAAACGGUCUGAUAUCCAAUCCUGGUUUUAUACCAUUGACAUAUUUCUAGGACAGGCCUUACGAGCAAUAGGAAUGGGGCCAGUACAGCGGUUUCACGCACACGAAUGCGAGCCAAUCGUGCAGUCUAACGCCGCAACGCGAUUGGUUGAUUUGGCAUCAUCGCAACUAGUUGCGUUGGAUUGUACGAUUGGCUCGAACUCGUGAGUGACACCGCUGAACUAGCACCAUUCUUAGUGCCCGUAAGACCUGUCCUGUCGUAAGAUAUACAGGGUGGGCAAAUAAGAGGUAUACAUUUUGUUUUUCAAUUUUAACUCUUAUUUGCCCAACCUGUAUGUCAAUGUUUUAUACCAAUUAUGUACUAAAAUGUCAGAUUGAGGCAGCUCGAAAUGUUAUUUUAGUGUCUAGGAUAUAACAACAAGGUUAUAUAAGGUCAAUAUGGGUAAGUGUGGCUAUGGGGUGAGUGUAACUGGUCUUCAUACCGGACCCUGUUUAUACAGCAGCUCGGUUCUCCAUACAAACUAGCUAGAUUGCUCUGAAACUUUGUACUAACAAUACGAUAAGGUGUAUCUAUGGAGUGUGGAAUUAAAAGCAGUGAAAUCUCUUAUGGUAGAUCUGUUGCAAAUGUCCAGCUGUCAGCUAUAAAUGAUAGUUCCAAAUCUCUCCAGAGUAGCGCUAGAGCAGCUAAGAACCUGAAGUGCGCUGUCUAUGAUUUGAUUUUUUUGUUCAUGAAUUCUAGUAUGUAUAGGUAUUGUAGCGCCACCUAUAUAAGGUUUUUUUAUGAUACUUUUUGGUACAUGGAGAUUCCAUUCCUUACCUCCACUUUCCAUAGGUGUAUCUAUGCCUGUAAUUAAUUUAUGUAGCUUCAGAUAGCAUAAUUUAAAAAAUACAGAGAAUUUAAGUUUUUCAUACAUUACUUGUUUUUGCUCUAUUUCCUUUGUUUUUUUUUUUAUACUACGUCGGUGGCAAACAAGCAUACGGCCUGCCUGAUGGUAAGCAGCCUCCGUAGCCUAUGUACAUCUGCAACUCCAGAGGAGUUACAUGCGCGUUGCCGACCCUAAGCCCACCCCCCCUCGUUGAGCUUGUUUUAUAAAGCUGGAGCUAUAUAAACUAAUUACAGGUAUAGAUAUGCCUCAUGUCAUUGUAUGUGCAAAGUUUCAUUAUAAUCCAACAAGGAGUUUUAAAAUGAGAAUGAAACUCUGUUUGUAUGGGAAGAUGAAUUCGGCCGUGCGUGUGCAUACAUUUUCCACCAAACACAAGUAGCAAACAUUAAUAAAUUAAUAAACAGAGGGCAUACCGCGAACCACGUUCGAGGUGUUGCAUCUCUGUCGCACUUGUAAAUUUGUAGGCAAGUGUGACAGGGAGGUAACACGUCGAACAUGGUACGCACUCAGGCCUAAACUUGAAGGUCAGCCAACACGUAUCCGUAUUAACCUUACUCUUGGUUCAAUAAAGAAAUACAAUAAAAUGUAUAAAACCAUCCAUUGAACUUGUUUUUCUAAUAAAAUAUGAAAACGAA